Suricata suricatta (meerkat) is the source of this 2986-nucleotide messenger RNA. RefSeq names its product DNA fragmentation factor subunit beta (gene DFFB). NCBI's taxonomy places the organism in Eukaryota, Metazoa, Chordata, Mammalia, Carnivora, Herpestidae. The record is from RefSeq and is a predicted model, not a curated record. Gene Ontology annotation, molecular function: DNA endonuclease activity. Gene Ontology annotation, biological process: apoptotic process; apoptotic DNA fragmentation. Gene Ontology annotation, cellular component: nucleus; cytoplasm. The transcript has 7 exons. Bases 730 to 1674 code for a protein of 314 amino acids.
UUCAAGCUGCGGGCUCUGCACGGGACGAAGAAGUUUGGGGUGGCGGGGAGGAGCUACCAGGAGGUGCUGCGGAAAGGCUGCUUCCACUUCCAGGUGCCCGGGGCCGGGGUUCGCGGGCCUCCACCUGCAGGUGCCCAGGUCCGGGGUCCGGGUGCCUCCACUUGCAGGAGCCCAGGUCCGGGGUCCAGGGACAGGGCGCCUCCUCAAACAUCUUCCUGUAGCCACUCAGCCCGGUUCAGCGGGGGUUUGUGAAGGGUUCUGGGGCAGCACCUCCCUCUUCCGACCAUGAAGAUCACCGCAGCUCUGGCUGAGAUUCUGGGACUCCGGUUCUAGUGCACAUCUGCUAACUUGCCGUGUGCUCCAGGGCACAGUCGCUGAGCUUCUCUGAGCCUCAGUUUCCCCUUCUGUAAAACGAAGGAGUUGUGUUCACAGGCCCAUUAAAGGCCCUCCCAGCACUGUUAUUUCAGGGACUGCAGAUCUCAUUCUUACUGGAUUCUCACUGUGUUUGUUUCCUUGCCUGGAGUUGGAGUGGCACUGGUUGCGGUGUGUGUCCGUGUGGGGUUGCCGUGAACGGUGACAAAGCUGACGAGUGUCGUGUUAGCAAAGUAACGGUACCCUGUGCCGGUCCCACUUAGUCAGAUGGAGGCAGUGAGUCUUUUUCAGUAAGACGUUCUCCGUGACUAAUCAUCGCCCAGGAAAACGGAGUGUGCUGAGCGGGUGUUCAGUGGGAUGAUGUGUCCUCAUGGGUGGGGGUGUGUUUAUCGGCAUCAUUUUCUGAAAUGGGCUUCGAUGUUAAGUGCCCGUAAGGAGCUCGUUUUGAAACGAUCUGGGUUGUGCAUCCUGCAGAGUCGUUACCACCAUCUCCCCGUUGCCGGCUCCCGCCUGUGCCUCUAUGAGGACGGCACCGAGCUCACCGCAGACUACUUCUCGAGUGUCCCCGACGACUCGGAGCUGGUGCUUCUCACCCCCGGCCAGACCUGGCAAGGCUACGUGAGUGACAUCCAUCGCCUCCUCCGUGCGUUCCACAAGCCGCAGGCGGGGCUCAUCCAGGCCGCCCGGCAGCUGCUCGCGGGCGAGCGGGCCCCGCUGCGGCAGAAGCUGCUGGCCGACCUCCUGCACACGGUCAGCGAGAACACUGAGGCCGAGACCCGGGACGAGGACCCGCCGUGGUUCGAAGGUCUGGAGUCUCGAUUCAAGACUAAGUCCAGCUACCUGAGGUACAGCUGCGAGAGCCGGAUGCGGAGCUACCUGAGAGAGGUGAGUGCCUGCACCCCCACGGCCGGCGUGGAGGCUCGGCAGGAGUACGUGCGGGUCGUGGGCGUCAUGCGCCGGAGGCUCCAGGCCGAGCGGUACCACGGCAGUUACUUCGACCGCGGAGCCAAGGCGGGCAGCCGGCUGUGCACGCCCGAAGGCUGGUUCUCCUGCCAGGGCCCCUUUGACGCGGACAGCUGCGCGUCCAGACACUCCAUCAACCCCUAUGGGAACAGGGAGAGCCGGGUCCUCUUCAGCACCUGGAACCUGGACCACAUGCAUGAUCUGAAAAUGGGCGUAGGCGGCAUCACGCGUGCUGACUCCACACCGGGCUGCCCUGUUCUGCGCUGCGCUCACGGGGGUGCGUUUGUGGGCUGGUACCAUCUCACCAGGUGCGGGGGCCUCGCUCUUCGAAGAGAGUAACACUGGACCGUCCGUUUCCUUACCGGCAGGCGCUCUGCUCUAACCCAGCCCCUGGGCUGGGCGUGCGCGUGGCGCUGACCCGCGUGGCCAGGUGGCCGUGGUCCGCGGACUGGCUGCGUCGUCAGCAUGUGGGGACUGGUCAGGAACCCUGAUCCUCGGGCUCCACGCGCCGUCACCCGGGUCCCGGGGGUGGGGGUGCACGUCCGGGUGAGAGGCGGCCCCCGCGAGGCGGGGUGCUGGGUCUCCCCCUUCCCACAUGCACUGAGCACCCAGCCUCCCCCGACUGCCGGGUUCUGCAGGUCCUCCCUCUGCUGCUUGCCGUGACCCGCUGGGGCGCGGGGUCGCCGAGCUGGGGGACAGUCCCCGCAUGUGAAGGGUGGGGCAGGCCAGCCUGGAGCAGCAGCCGCCCGGGCAGGGUUUUCCAAAACCUCGGUUUUCUCUCCCUCUCAGUUCAGUACUUAGUUUUCCAGCAAAUCGCCUGCCUCUCUGCACGCGUCUGACUUCCGGUUUUCUGUCCAGUUUCACGCUCGUUUCUCCCAGGAGGGUCUGUGGGCACUAAACGCUCUUUGGUCUUGGAAGACGCCCCUCUGGCCUCUGCUCUUGCGGGAUCAUUUAGCGAUUCUGAAUCGUGGGCGGCAGGCGCCCACCUUCAGGACUCUGAAGACCUGCUACCACCGUCUCCCGGCGUCUGCUCCGGAGAAUCCUGCCCGCAGCCCGCUUCUGCCUUUUCUACGGAUGGUUUAGAUCUUCUCCUUCUCUCUGAACGUGGCGUGUGUGUAGCUGUAGAUCCUUAAAGUCUGACUGCGCUUGUCUUUGUUCUGAGGACAUGUUUCUGUUUUGUGGUGGAAGACGCCUGAGCACGGGCUGGUUGCCACUGCUCGGGGUCUCGGCGUCCGGCUUCCCUGGGCUGUUGCCGGCCGAGUGUUGGACCUUCUCGCCCUGCCUCCCCUGUGCUGCGGGGCUGCCGUCGGGGCGCCAUCCCCGCCUCUCAGCCAUGUCUCAGGGCGCUCUAGCCCGGUCCUCCUCGGGGGUCCCUGUCCUUUGUGGCGUGUUCCUUGUGACGUGUGUGUCUGGAUUCGAGUCUGUCCCCAGUGGGAACUGUGUUUUCUGGCACUGGCUCGUCACGUCCCCACAGGGUGGCCUCGCAUUUGUUUCUGCCAGACGCCCAGGGCUCCCCCACUGCGUGGUGGUGUGGGGUCGGGCUGUGCGUCUGUGAACGGGGAGCCGAGGGUCCUGGUUUCCGAAGUGACCCUGGAAACGGUCACAUGCUGCUGGUGCGCCCUGAAGUGUGCCUCCUGGUGCCUGCGUCUGU